CUUUUUUUUGGGACCAAUAAAAGAAAAAAAAAGCCUACGACUACUGAAAAAAAGUACUGAAUUUGGAAAGCCACUGACGUCCCAGUGAAACUAUAGUAUGUACAGAUACCUUGGUAAACGAUGGAGUGGGUCUUUACUAGGAAGAUCGAGUCAAUUGAGUCGGAGACAUUUAGAUGGACGUAUUAGGUGUCACUCUACCUUGAAGGAGAAACCAGACUUCAAUAAGGUCAAUCAGGCCUUUCUUGAAGAAGAACAAGAUAGGUUGAAGGAGAAACCAGACUUCAAUAAGGUCAAUCAGGCCUUUCUUGAAGAAGAACAAGAUAGGUUGAAGGAGAGACUAUCGAAAGAACAGGGGGGCGAUAGGCAGCAGCCAAAGACGUACGAUGACGUGAAGCUAAGGCAGAUCAUUGACUCGUCCAACUUGGGAAUGGAACAGAGAAAAUUGAAGGAGAAAGAGUUGAGGGAAAAGGAGUUGAGAGAAAGGGAGCUGAAGGAAGAAAAGUUGAAGGAAAAAGAGUUAAAGGAGAAGGAGUUGAAGGAGAAGGAGUUGAAGGAGAAGGAGUUGAAGGAAAAAGAGUUGAAGGAGAAGGAGUUGACGGAGAAAGAAUCAGAAGACAGAGAACUCAACAAAGAGAGUAUCAAGGAUACCCAAAAUAGAGAAAAGUCUCCGCCCGUCAAUCAUGAAGAUGACAUUUCUACUGUGACCACCGUUGAUCCCGAAAAGCCAAAUAAGGCAAAAGUAUUUCCAACACCAGUUUCAUCCAUCACCACCAAACAAAUCAAAGAACGAAUUGAAAGCGAGUUCAAGAAUCUUCCAUCGCAAAGAGAAAAGAUGAGACGGGAGCUUUCUAAAAAAAUGGAAACUUACUUGGAUUCUUUGCAGGAUACAAUUUUCACUGCUACUAGGGCCCUCAAUGAUGUUACUGGUUAUUCAUCGAUUGAAAAAUUGAAAAAGUCAAUCGAACAAUUAGAACAAGAUUUAAAGGAUUGUAAAGACCAGGUUAAACAAUGCAAAGAUAUAUAUGCAGAAGCCAUUCAGCGCAGAUCUACCCUGCAAAAAGAAAUGAACGAUUUACUUACCAGAAAGCAUAAUUGGAAUGCCGAAGAUUUAGAACGAUUCACCAUUCUUUACAGAAACGAUCAUGCCAAUGAACAAAAUGAAAUCAAUUCUCAAGAGAACUUGAAUAAUGCAGAACAGGCUGUCGAUGCAAUACAAUUAAAAUUGACCCAAUCCAUUUUGACCCGCUACCACGAAGAACAGAUUUGGUCCGAUAAAAUUAGAAGAGCCUCGACUUGGGGUACUUGGAUCCUUAUGGGUAUUAACAUUUUUCUAUUCAUGAUUGCAACCUUUUUCGUCGAGCCUUGGAAACGUAGAAGACUUGUUGGAUCUUUCGAAGAUAAGGUUAAGCAAGCAAUUACUGACUUACACGAAAAACAAUCUGGUCAUAUCGAUGAUCUCUUCUCCAAAGAUAAGCAAAAUAUAACCACUGGCCCAGCUACCGGCUUAGCUACACAGUCAGAUCAAGAAGAACAAUCAUCCUCCCUCUCUUCAUGGCUCUUUGAUGAUAAACCAAAGAAUACCCAAGUUCCUAAAGUCUCCUUCAAAGUCUCUCAACUUACUUGGACAAACUUAAAACUGUCAGUCAUUGCCAAUUACCACACCUUGUUCACCUCAAAGGACAUCGAUGUUGUCCAAUUCGACAAACCCGAACUUGGAAUCAUCGCUGCAUCUUUGACCUUGACUGGCUGUGUCUUGGGCUCUUUGGUAAUGUCCUGCUUUAAAUAGACUUAGCAUUAACGUUAUGUAUAUAGAUAAAAAACAUCCGUACAUUUUUAA
This is a messenger RNA of Hyphopichia burtonii NRRL Y-1933, 1837 nucleotides long. RefSeq names its product She9p (gene SHE9). The transcript has a single exon. Gene Ontology annotation, biological process: inner mitochondrial membrane organization. Gene Ontology annotation, cellular component: mitochondrial inner membrane. NCBI's taxonomy places the organism in Eukaryota, Fungi, Ascomycota, Pichiomycetes, Serinales, Debaryomycetaceae. The record is from RefSeq and is a predicted model, not a curated record. The annotation marks the transcript as partial.